GUUGCUCUGCCCUUCCUUCCUCUGUUCUUUGGCCUUAUGUUCCCCGCCACCACAGACCUUCCCCUGCCCCACCCCUCUGCAUACUUAGCGCAUUGCAGGCGUGGAGGAUUAAUCAGUUACAGGAAGCUGCCUCUCUCGGAUUGGUGACUGGCUGUGGUCAGGACAGCCUUAGCAGGGCCAGCUCCAGGAGUCUUUCCCGAUUCCUGCUCACUGCUCACCCACCUGCUGCUGCCAUGAGGCACCUUGGGGCCUUCCUCUUCCUUCUGGGGGUCCUGGGGGCCCUCGCUGAGAUCUGUGAAAUAACAGAGGUGGACAGCCAUCUGGUAGAGAAGUUGGGCCAGCACCUCUUACCUUGGAUGGACCGGCUUUCCCUGGAGCACCUGAACCCCAGCAUCUAUGUUGGCCUGCGCCUCUCCAGCCUGCAGGCUGGGACCAAGGAAGACCUCUACCUGCACAGCCUCAAACUUGGUUACCAGCAGUGCCUCCUAGGCAAGGAUGACGGUGACUGCCAGGGCAAGCCUUCCAUGGGCCAGCUGGCCCUCUACCUGCUCGCUCUCAGAGCCAACUGCAAGUUUGUCAGGGGCCACAAGGGGGACAGGCUGGUCUCACAGCUCAAGCGGUUCCUGGAGGAUGAGAAGAGAACCAUUGGGCAUGAUCACAAGGGCCACCCCCACACUAGCUACUACCAGUAUGGCCUGGGCAUUCUGGCCCUAUGUCUCCACCAGAAGCGGGUCCAUGACAGCGUGGUGGACAAACUCCUGUAUGCUGUGGAACCUUUCCACCAGGGCCACCACUCUGUGGACACAGCAGCCAUGGCAGGCUUGGCAUUCACCUGUCUGAAGCGCUCAAACUUCAACCCUGAUCGGAGACAACGGAUCACCAUGGCCAUCAGGACAGUGCGAGAGAAGAUCUUGAAGGCCCAGACCCCCGAGGGCCACUUUGGGAAUGUCUACAGCACCCCAUUGGCAUUACAGUUGCUCAUGACCUCCCCCCUGCCUGGGGCAGAGCUGGGAACAGCAUGUCUCAAGGCGAGGGUUGCUUUGUUGGCCAGUCUGCAGGACGGAGCCUUCCAGAAUGCUCUCAUGAUUUCCCAGCUGCUGCCCGUUCUGAACCACAAGACCUACAUUGAUCUGAUCUUCCCAGACUGCCUGGCACCACGAGUCAUGUUGGAACCAGCUGCUGAGACCAUUCCUCAGACCCAAGAGAUCAUCAGUGUCACACUGCAGGUGCUUAGCCUCUUGUCACGGUACAGACAGUCCAUCUCUGUUCUUGCCGGGUCCACCGUGGAAGAUGUCCUGAAGAAGGCCCAUGAGUUAGGAGGAUUCACAUAUGAAACACAGGCCUCCUUGUCAGGCCCCUACUUGACCUCCGUGAUGGGGAAAGCGGCCAGAGAAAGGGAGUUCUGGCAGCUCCUCCGAGACCCCGACACCCCCCUGUUGCAAGGUAUUGCUGACUACAGACCCAAGGAUGGAGAAACCAUUGAGCUGAGGCUGGUUAGCUGGUAGCCCCUGAGUUCCCUCAUCCCAGCAGCCUCGCACACCCCCUAGGCUUCUACCCUCCCUCCUGAUGUCCCUGGAACAGGAACUCGCCUGACCCUGCUGCCACCUCCUGUGCACUUGGAGCAAUGCUCCCUGGGAUCACCCCAGCCACAACCCCUUUGAGGGCCCUAUACCAUGGCCCACCCUGGAGCAGAGAGCCAAGCAUCUUCCCUGGGAAGUCUUUCUGGCCAGGUCUGGCCAGCCUGGCCCUGCAGGUCUCCCAUGAAGGCCACCCCAUGGUCUGAUGGGCAUGAAGCAUCUCAGACUCCUUGGCAAAAGGAAGAGGAGUCCGCAGGCCACAGGUGUUAUGAGGACCACUCGUUCUGUGGUUGGGGUCCUGCAAGAAGGCCUCCUCAGCCCAGGGGCUAUGGCCCUGACCCCAGCUCUGCACUCUGCUGUUAGAGUGGCAGCUCGAAGCUGGUUGUGGCACAGUAGCUGGGGAGACCUCAGCAGGGCUGCUCAGUGCCCACCUCUGACAAAAUUAAAGCAUUGAUGGCCUGUGGACCUGCU
Messenger RNA from Nomascus leucogenys (northern white-cheeked gibbon), 2048 nucleotides. RefSeq names its product transcobalamin 2 (gene TCN2). Lineage: Eukaryota; Metazoa; Chordata; Mammalia; Primates; Hylobatidae. Gene Ontology annotation, molecular function: cobalamin binding. The record is from RefSeq and is a predicted model, not a curated record. Gene Ontology annotation, biological process: cobalamin transport.